AUGCCCUUCUUGGACGCAUGUAUGCUCAUCCCUCCCUAUCAGAAAUUUCUCAAGGACGCUGUAACCGAGAGAAGAAAAGAGGUUCAGGGUAUGGUCGUUCUUUCUCAGGAAUGUAGCGCAAUCAUCACUAGGAAAGUGGUUGGGAAGAAGUUUGAGGAUCCAGGCAGUUUCACUCUUCCUUGUUCUAUUGGUCCUCUGGCAUUCAACCGAAGCUUAUGUGAUCUUGGAGCAGGCGUAUCUGUGAUGCCACUCACAGUAGCUAAGAGGCUUGGGUUCGAGAAGUAUCAAAAGUGCGACGUUUCCUUGGUACUUGCGGAUAGAUCAGUACGCAUCCCAGUGGGUAUGCUCGAGGACUUGCCUGUGCGAGUAGGAAACGUGGAGAUACCCACUGACUUUGUUAUCCUUGAGAUGGAUGAAGAACCCAAGGAUCCGCUGAUCUUGGGAAGGCCCUUUUUGGCAACCGCUGGAGCUAUCAUCGAUGUUCAGAGAGGGAAGAUUGAGCUAAACUUUGGAGAUGACUUCAAGCUCAGCUUCGACAUCAAGAGAUCGAUGAAGAAACCAACCAUUGAUGGACAGCUCUUCUGGGUAGAGACUUUGGAUCAGUUGGCAGACGAGUAUCUAGAGGAAGGGACUGUUCCCAAUGACGUGGUUGAGGAAAUCAUAGGACGCUCCGUGAGAGUUGAGGAAAUCCACAAGGUAGAGGCAGAGCACGACCUCGAGCAACCUUCAGACGAUGACUGGAGCGAGCUCAAAGCCCCAAAGGUGGACCUCAAGACCUUACCAGAUGGGCUAAGGUACGCAUUUCUUGGACCAAAUUCAACUUAUCCCGUAAUUGUGAACCAAGAACUUACCCCACCCCAAUUAACCUCCCUCCUUAAUGAGUUGAGGAAGUUCAGGAGAGCAAUUGGAUCUAUUGAACACCAAAGACGCUUAAAUCCCAACCUCAAAGAGGUGGUGAAAAAGGAAAUCCUUAAGUUGCUUGACGCCGGCGUGAUCUACCCUAUCUCGGAUAGUACUUGGGUCUCGCCGGUACACUGUGUGCCCAAGAAAGGUGGAAUCACAGUAGUCAAGAACGAAAAAGACGAAAUGAUCCCAACCAGAACCAUAACCGGUCACCGAAUGUGCAUAGAUUACCGAAAGCUCAAUGCGGCGACUAGGAAGGAUCAUUUUCCACUGCCUUUCAUCGAUCAGAUGCUUGAGCGGUUGGCGAACCAUCCUUUCUAUUGCUUCCUUGAUGGCUAUUCGGGAUUCUUUCAAAUCCCCAUCCACCCUAAUGACCAAGAGAAAACACCUUCACAUGUCCCUAUGGAACUUUUGCCUAUAAACGUAUGCCCUUUGGAUUGUGUAACGCUCCGGCGACUUUCCAAAGGUGCAUGA
Molecule: messenger RNA, 1377 nt
Organism: Microthlaspi erraticum
Lineage: Eukaryota; Viridiplantae; Streptophyta; Magnoliopsida; Brassicales; Brassicaceae
Source: the annotation of a GenBank genome assembly